AUGGAUACGACUGAUCUCUAUAAGGCCGUCGGUCACCCUAUUCCUCCCGGGAACCACUCCGUAGUCGUAUGUCUACCGACAUGGAGGGAUACCCUCGGCUACAGGCGAGGGGAGUCGCAUACGGUCGACCGCAUGCAAACGGGUUACCCACGUCUCUUCAUGCCCCCCUUUAACCGCAAACUUGCCGAGCAGUUGGAGAAAUUGUUCGCUCUUCCUUCAGAGCGAUCAUUGCUCGUCCGCUCCGCUCUAGCCGCUGAAGCAUGCCGUGCCUUUAUUACCGCGAAGGCAGGUGCAGUAGUUCACGUCAAGGCCCUCCAACCCCUCGAUGCUCGCCAAGGAUCGGAUAUCUUUAUGGUGAUAUUCCCUUCCACUGCGAUGCCUACGGCUCUCGCCUUUUGGCAGCAUACAGGCUUUGGCAUCUCCGGUCGCUUCGCUGAGCAGUACAUCUCGUUUCUAUUUUUUAGUGGUCUCCGUAAACCACUAGUUCCAGCCUCAGACGAGAUACAGCCUCUUCAAGUACGGAAUAAACGCCAGCGAAUUACUCAAGACGCAAAUAGUCCAAAGUCCAUCCUCCGAGACCGCAUAGUCAAGCUCAUUACCCACAGCAUCGACUGCGCAGUUCAUCGAGGCCCCAAGUCGUCGCUGCUUCCUGUUGCCUCAAGUGAUGUCUUCCUGUAUCCUACGGGUGUGACUGCGAUGUGGUCUGCCCAUCAACUUCUCUUGAGCGUCCUUGGUACUCGCAAGAGUGUCUGCUUCGGAUUUCCCUACACCGACACUCUCAAGAUUCUAGAGAAAUGGGGUCCGGGAUGCCACUUUUAUCCGGAUGGAGACCAGGCAGAUCUCAACAGGCUGGAGGCCAUAUUGAUGUCCCAGAGGUCUCCGUCACAGCCACCCAUCCUCGCGCUUUUCACCGAGUUUCCGUCAAAUCCUCUGUUGCGGUCCGUGGAUCUUCACCGCCUGCGCGCACUCGCGGAUCAAUACGAAUUCCCAAUUGUUAUCGACGAUACGAUCGGCAACUUCGUCAAUGUUGACGUCCUCCCCUACGCCGAUAUCGUGGUAAGCAGCUUGACGAAGAUAUUCAGCGGAUGCGCCAAUGUAAUGGGUGGAAGUCUCGUCCUUAACCCAUUGAGCAAGUACCAUGCCAUCCUGAAGAAUGCACUGGAACGCAACUGGGAAGACAUCUACUUUGAAGAAGACGCCGUGGUCAUGGAGCUCAACUCGCGGACCUUCUGUGAACGCAUCGUGCAGAUCGACAAGAACGCCGGGGCCAUCUGUGACUUCCUCCGCAGCCGCACGGACAUUAUCGCCCAGGUGCACUACCCCAAGUGGCAGACACACGAGCUCUACGACGCCUACCGCAGCAAAUUUACGUCCGGCGAGGGCGGCUUUGGUGGCCUCUUCUCGCUCGUGUUCGUCUCGCCGCGCGCCGCGCAUGCCUUCUUCGACGCCCUCGAGUGCGCAAAAGGCCCGAGCCUUGGCACGAACUUCACACUCUCCUGCCCGUACACGCUGUAUGGCCACUUCACCGAGCUGGAGUGGGCAGCGAAGCAUGGCGUCCCCGAAGACCUCGUGCGCGUCAGCGUGGGGAUCGAGGAUACGAUGAAGCUGUUAGACGUAUUUGCUGUCGCCGUGCGUGCGGCAGAGCUGAAUGACAGCUCUAACAACCACACUUCAUCCGCAGAAUUUGGAAGGCAUGCUUCUUCUUGUUCCUAG
This is a messenger RNA of Phanerochaete carnosa HHB-10118-sp, 1713 nucleotides long. RefSeq lists its product as uncharacterized. The record is from RefSeq and is a predicted model, not a curated record. The transcript has 4 exons. Gene Ontology annotation, biological process: transsulfuration. Gene Ontology annotation, molecular function: cystathionine gamma-synthase activity; pyridoxal phosphate binding. Lineage: Eukaryota; Fungi; Basidiomycota; Agaricomycetes; Polyporales; Phanerochaetaceae. Bases 1 to 1713 code for a protein of 570 amino acids.